AUUUCUAAAUACUCAAAUAUCUUUCUCUUAUGCCAUUCAAUCGGUUCUCGAGUUAACAAUAAUAAUGUUCACGCUUUCCAUUUCCAUGAAGAAAAUGAAUCACCUCAUGUUUUCUUCUCCAUUCUCAAAAUUCAUCAUCAUUAGUAUUACUUUUCAUUGGAAUUAAAGAUACUUUUAAAUCCGUGUUCCUUCUUCAAUUUUGAUAUUGUAUUUUUUUUUUCUGUUCUGCUGCCCAACAGUGAAAGUUAAGAAUGGGAAGAAAGAGCAAGAGGAAGAAAGCAUCGAGCACUGCCGGAGCUGGUAGCAGCCCGGAAACCGUGAUGAGUGAGGCAAUUGAACCUUCAAGCAGGGAUGCUGCAAACUGCUCAAACCCACAGUUGCUCUAGCCGAAUCCUAGUGUCUUGAUAAUGUAUUAUUCAAUCAGCUAUCAGGGCCACCGAAAAAAAGCCACCUCUGCCGUUGGAUUCUUCCAGCACUAAACAAGUAAAGCAGGAUGUGAACAAAAUAUCCCAGUCUAUGCUGAUCAAGCUUUAUAACUUUUGUACUCGUCGACCAAAGGCAAAUGAGGAAUUGAGUGUCGUGGUUAGUAUGUUCGGCGUUCACUUAAACCGCAGAGAUAUCUAUACAAUGAAACCAAAAGGAUGGGUCAGUAAUAUGGUGAUUUUAGCUGCUGGAAAGAUAAUGAUGGAAGAGGAGAAGGAAACAAAUGGGACUGUCACUCGUCAUAUAUUUAGCCCACAAUUUAUGAAUAAGGUAAAAUGUGACUUAAAUCUUUCUAAUGAAGAUAGCCACAAGACUUGGUGUAUUGAUGAUGUAUCUGUAUUCAUCUUGCCGAGUAAACUGGGUUAUGAAAUCUAUCAGUGCAAAUUGAUUUUUGCACCUACUAUAUUUGAGGAGCAUUGGUCUUGUUAUGUACUCGAGCCCAAGGACAAAACCCUGUAUGUGUUGGACUCGAUGCAUGAUAAAUUCUCAACUAGCAAGAAGAACUUGGAUGAUGCAACGAAACGUCGUUUUGAGGAGCUGCUGGUAUUAAUGAAUCCUGGUUCGACCAAAGAGAAUGUAUCAAUAACACUGGUUUACGCUGAUGUUCCUAGGCAGAAAAACAUUCAUGAUUGUGGCAUCUAUGUGCUGAAAUACAUGGAAAUUUGGGAUGGAUCGGUAAAAUGGCAAGACAAAACCAUGCCUGAUUAUGAAUAUAAAGAAAUGGUGCAGUUUCGGCAAAGCCUUUUGUGUGGAUGGGUUCAACAUCCUAGAAAUGAGGUUAGAGAAGAGAUUUUGAAGGCAGCAGGAGUGUGGGGAAAAUUAAGCUGACUGAAAUUGACCAUCAAGGUGACGUAUCUAAGAGAUUUCUGAUAUGAAUCUUGGUUAAUUUUUCUUUUAAAUUAAAUAAAUUUUUAAUUUUUAUAUAUUCGAGAUGCUUAAGAAAAUUGAUUCCUCUAGGUAGAGCCAUCUGAUGCUGUUAUAAUAAGUUGUGAUCAUCAACCAUCUUUAAUGAUAUUAUACAUAUUAUUCUAUAGAAGAACUUUACUCCAAA
Vigna unguiculata (cowpea) is the source of this 1534-nucleotide messenger RNA. RefSeq lists its product as uncharacterized. Lineage: Eukaryota; Viridiplantae; Streptophyta; Magnoliopsida; Fabales; Fabaceae. The record is from RefSeq and is a predicted model, not a curated record. Gene Ontology annotation, biological process: protein desumoylation; proteolysis. Gene Ontology annotation, molecular function: deSUMOylase activity. Gene Ontology annotation, cellular component: nucleus.